Messenger RNA from Oryzias melastigma (Indian medaka), 2012 nucleotides. RefSeq names its product zinc finger protein 436. The record is from RefSeq and is a predicted model, not a curated record. NCBI's taxonomy places the organism in Eukaryota, Metazoa, Chordata, Actinopteri, Beloniformes, Adrianichthyidae. The transcript is spliced from 2 exons. Gene Ontology annotation, molecular function: DNA-binding transcription factor activity; RNA polymerase II cis-regulatory region sequence-specific DNA binding. Gene Ontology annotation, biological process: regulation of transcription by RNA polymerase II. Bases 138 to 1313 code for a protein of 391 amino acids.
UUUUUCUCUGCUAAGUGUCAUAAAUGAGUGAAUAAGUAUUCACUGUAAAAACAACGUGACUGUGAUUGUGAGACUAGCAGAUGAUCGGAGCUGCAGUGAAGAAGACGCUGGUGUUUGUAUGAGUUUGAGCAAUAAGCAUGUCUUCACUUCAGUGUCUGAGAGAGUUCAUCAGCGAGCGACUCGCUGCUGCUGCUGUGGAAAUCUUCCGACACUGUGAAAGAACCAUCGUCCAGUACGAAGAGGAGCUCUGUCGUCAGCGCAGACUGCUGGAUGUCACGUGGAAACCACAGUUCCAGCUCCACACUAAAGUCCUCCCCCAGAAUUAUGUGACUGAAGAGGAAGAUCUUUGCGACCAGCAGAGGAACUUCAAUGAGGAACAGAAAGCAGCAGAAGCUCCACAAAUUGAAGAGCAACUAAAUGAAUCGGCUUCUCCACAGAUUAAAGAGGAACCAGAGGAACCAGAACCUCCACAGAUUACAAAGGAGCAAGGAGGACUCUGUACCAGUCAGGAUGAAGAGCAGCUUGAUCUGAAGCAGGAGACCAAUACAAUGAUGGAGAUUCCAACUUAUGAAGAAAAUGAGCACUAUGAAGCAGAUCUAAACAAACACCAGCACUUUAAUGUAACUGAUAGUCAGGAUGAAGAAGGAAGACAUGAAGAAUCAACAUCAACCACAGAUGGAGAGACAGACCCACAGAACAGAGAUCAGAUGAAGACGAGAGACGGAAGUCAAAUUGUUCAAAUUGUGAACAGCUCUCACAUGUCAGAAAGUCAGUAUGACUCCGAUGUUAGACAAAUCUUUAAGAAGACAACUUUGGUUAAGAGACACAAACGAUCCCCAAAAGAAAAUAGACUUUCCUAUAUAAAAUCUGUAGAUGAAAGUUUAAAAAUUGCUCAAUAUGUGUCUCGCCACAUAGGACAUGACUAUGAAGAAAGACCUAAUGUCUUUGUCUGUGAUAAAUGUGGUGAAAGUUUUAGUCAAAGUUCUUGUCUCAAAGCACACAUGAAGACUCACAAAGAGGAGAAGCCUUUUUCUUGUAAUGAAUGUGAUAAAAGGUUUAGUCAAAAAUGUGAUCUCAAAAGACAUAUAAGGACUCAUACAGGAGAGAAGCCCUAUUCAUGUAAAGAAUGUAGUGCACGUUUUAGUCAAAUAUCUAGUCUCAAAAGACACAUGAGAGCUCAUGCAGGAGAGAAGCCGUUUUCUUGUAAAGAAUGUGAAAAAAGUUUUAGUCGAAUAUCUGGUCUCAAAAAACACAUGAGAGCUCACUCAGGAGAAAAAAACCUUUUUCUUGUUAAAAAUGUAAUAAAGGCCUAAACAUUUAUGAGGGAUUUUUCAGCCAACGGAAUUGACCAAUCUGUAGCGACUAAGUUUGGGACAGUUAUUACACCAAAACUUAGAGGAAUUGGCUGUUUUUUCCCCAUGGUCAAUGGUCAAGUGUGUGCCAGAGAAGUUGUGGUUGAAGUCACAACAGGUUUCUUUACGUUCUGUAAUUGAUAUAUACUUGUUGUAUGCACAUAAAAUUUAAAGUAGGCUUUAUUACAUUGUAUGUAUGUACACAUUUUAUACAGUGAGGCAAAUAAAUAUUUGAACAAGUUCUCCCACUUAGAAAUCAUAGAGAGGUCUGAAAUUUUCUUCUAAGGUAUAUGUCUACUCACUGUUGGAGACAUCUAAAAAUAUCUGGAGAUCACAUUGUAGGAUUUGUUAAAAGUUUAUUUGUGUGCUACUUUUGCUAAUAAGUAUUUGAACACCAGUCUAUCAGCUAGAAUUCUAACCUUCACAACUUAUUAGUCUGCCUUUAAAUAGUCCACCUCCACUCAACUCAUUAUCCUAAAUUAAAAGAACCUGUUUGAGGUCGUUAGCUGCAUAAAGGCACCUGUCCAUCCCAUACAUUCCACAAGACUCCAACCACUAACUUGACCAAAGAGCUGUCCAAAGACACCAGAGACAAAAUUGUAGACCGUCACAAGGCUGGAAAGGGUUAUGGGGCAAUUGCCAAGCAGCUUGGUAAAAAAA